AUGACAAUCGCAGAUCAAAAAGAUGUAUGCAAAGGCUACUAUUGCGAUCCAAAUGCAGAAUUAAAUCAGAGAAGUAAUUAUAUUUUCGAAUAUAUCAUACAUCAAAAUCUUGUUAAGAGUAGAACUGCUGUAGAAAAUCCUCAGGACGCAGAUUUGUUCUAUGUACCUAUAUAUUUAAGCGCAUAUAACCUAUAUAAAAAGAAAGCAAGCUAUCAGUCGGUAAUUACUCCAUACUUAUUAGACAAUAGUUAUUGGUAUGAAAAGCAUGGAGGAGUUGAUCACAUUUUCACCCAGAUUUACAAUUUGAAUUCAAACCUUCAAGAAUUGCCUUCAAUGAUAUCUACUGGCGAUAUUUCAAACGAAUAUUCUACCAUGUCACCAAGAGAACUAUGGAGGCUGACUAUUGUUCCAUAUUCGUCGAGUUAUCCAGAUAACGAAAAUCAGACCCGCAGAAUACUAUCCGCGUUUUUUGAGAGUCACACAAGCAUAUAUUCGACAAAUCAAAUUGCAAAAUCAAUCAGAACGAAUUUAAUUGCAGAAUUAUCUCAAAUGCGGGACUCGCUUACAAUUGCAAAGAAGGUAUCGAAAGAGCGUGCUACAACAAAUUUCGACGUUGUCUACUUAAUGUCCAUUUCGGAUUUUUGUCCAUCACCACAUGGGGAUACUCCGAAUUCCAAACGAUUCUUCGAUGCAAUAAAGAGACGAUGCAUUCCAGUUGUACUAAGUGAUGAUGUUCAUCUGCCUUUUGAUGAACUUUUCGCUGAUUAUUCUGGAUCUUUAAUACAAGUACCAAUGAGAGAUAUUAGAUCAGUUCCUGCUAUUGUUGGUAUGAUCCCAGAAAGUGAAAAACAACGUAUAAGGCAUAGAAUUGAUGAAAUAUCAGAACUCCUUAAUUUUAGCUGGACGUACGAAGAACACAACGGAGAUCUCAUUUGGGCAUGGAAGUGGACCCAAUUUUACAAGGCUGCAACAAUUGCUGCAUCAAAAAGAAGAGAUCUUGUCAAAAAUAAGUACUACAAGCCAAAGUUUAUUCCUGAAUAG
Molecule: messenger RNA, 1041 nt
Organism: Trichomonas vaginalis G3
Lineage: Eukaryota; Parabasalia; Trichomonadida; Trichomonadidae
Product: macromolecule glycosylation
Exons: 1
Coding region: 1-1041 (346 amino acids)
Molecular function (GO): glycosyltransferase activity
Source: RefSeq, a predicted model, not a curated record